Molecule: messenger RNA, 300 nt
Organism: Oppiella nova
Lineage: Eukaryota; Metazoa; Arthropoda; Arachnida; Sarcoptiformes; Oppiidae
Source: the annotation of a GenBank genome assembly
AAAAGGAAAUCUCAAACUAAACCCAUAUCUUCGUUACCAAAACGAUUGAAAUCUAAUGGAAAGCUGAGCGCCAAUGAGGACAUUGGCGUGAAUUCUCAACCGAUAAAACCUCGAAAAUCAUCUCAAGACUCAUCAAAUGUUGUGGCCAUAGAUAUGGACGCUCUGUCCCCAGAAGUACAAAAACAAGCCAUCGUUGAGACGCCAAUUAACAAAGAGAUUGAAACGGACAACACGUUUGCGAGCGAAUCGGAUAACGUUAACUCAUGUGAUAUUAAUGUGAAUAAAAAGGUCACAAUUUAA